This is a messenger RNA of Eruca vesicaria subsp. sativa (arugula), 534 nucleotides long. NCBI's taxonomy places the organism in Eukaryota, Viridiplantae, Streptophyta, Magnoliopsida, Brassicales, Brassicaceae. The record is from the annotation of a GenBank genome assembly.
AUGGACGUUCAGAACCAUAUAAAUGACGCACUGGAGGAGGAACUGGCAGUAACAGACAACAACAAAGCAGACGAGCUCAUAGAAGUAACGACGAACGUGUACUCUUCAGAUGGCUCUGAUGUCUCUGGAAAGACAUGCGUCUUAGCUGGAACAGAGGAUGAGCACUUAGGUCAUGAUUCUGAAGUUACUGAUUCUGUUGAUACUGCAUUUGAGAAAGACAUCUCUCUAGCUCUUGAUGAAUACACUCUUCAGAAAAAUAGGAAUGAAGAAGAUGGUGAAAUGCUUAAGAGGGAAGCUACUCCGCCGAGUCCUGAAGAAACAUUGAACGAGUCAUCUGAUAACAUUGGUGGGUCAGGUACAUCAUCUGAGAAGCAAGUAAGAAGAGAACCAAUACUAAUUUACAGAACACAAAUGAAACCUACAAGGCAUGACAUGAAAGAGAAUGCACCAAACUCAAAGAUUGUGGAUAAUCUUAACGUAACAGCUCCAAGGACAUCAAAGAGACAGCCGCUCCAAGACUUGAGGAAGAACUAA